Periconia digitata is the source of this 5489-nucleotide messenger RNA. Lineage: Eukaryota; Fungi; Ascomycota; Dothideomycetes; Pleosporales; Periconiaceae. The record is from the annotation of a GenBank genome assembly.
UUUCCCCCCAACGCGCUUCCACGCAAAACAUCCAGUGUCAACACGCUGCCCGCCGCAGUCAACACACGUCCAAAGACCCAAACAUGGCCCAGCCAUGGCUCGAUGACCUCUCUGAGGAGUGGGUUCCCCAGCAAACUACCCCGUUGCGCGCCGAAAACGAAGAGCAGGAGCCAUUGGUGCAACACACAACGACCGCGACAGCCACCGCGACACAGUCCUCCCCGUCCGUCCCUUCAAAACCUCGGAGCCGCCUUCCCCGCUUACGACAAUCCUCUGCUUCUUUCUCAGAAAUAAAUGUGCGGAAUGGCGCAAGGAUCGCGCAACCAUCCAGACGCAAAAGCGCACUCGUUGAACGCAGCCUGAGUGACAACAACAUCUCGUCUCCCGACAACUCACAAAUUGUCCAUUCGCGCUACGCGUCGCAGUCUUUCUCAGCCGCAUCGCUUGACUCCGUAAUAUACGACGGCACAGUGGCCCAGAAAGUGUCCCCCAAAAAGGACAAGAUUGCUCAAGAUACUCCGGAGUGGAGGAGACGGUUGCUUCAGGGAGAUAUCGGCUACGGAGCGCAAAAGGAUCUCUUUGGUCCUUCUGGUCUGGAGAAUAUUUUCCACAAACCCAGCGGUCCUGUCUCGGAGGAGAAACAGCCCAAUCGCAAACUUGGACUUCUCAAGAGUCUUGGCGCAAUGCCUUCCAGUCCCCCUCCAUGGCCGCGUACAGAUGCAAGGGAAGGCGAAACAAUUUUGGAAGAACUAGGGAAUCCGCCGUACGGGUCAGAUGCUUUAGAGAAUGAGCGUGAUGAAUCGGCAGUCUCAGAACAAGCCCAGCGCAAUCAAUCGCCAGUGCAAAACUUGGACUCGAGCUCAGUGAGCACGGCACCAAGCAAACUUGGGCAGGUCUCACGUACCGUGAGCGGACAGACCGAAUUCGAAAAUGAGAAUUUCAGUCCGGUAUAUCUAUCUACCAACCUCAAAAUUGGUUCAGCGCCUGGACCCAUACCGAAUUUCCGAGGGUCCGAACUUGCCAACAGGUUACGACAAUUAGGCACGCCACCGCAUACACAUAAGUCCCAGCCUACUAUAGAAGUAAGUUCAGCAAGUCACGGCCGCAGAGACUCUUCUUUUGCGAGAUUCCAAGAUGAUUCGCUCCCUGAAGGUCUACCCGCCGGGACUCCGGAUAUAGUAGAGAUUGGCCGUUUCGUAGAAGUGCGAAGGGGUGGAUAUUCAAGGGAUGGAUCUUUCCUUCGACGGCCACUAAGCCCUUCUCCGCAGAGAUCACCAUCGCAGAGCCCACCGCAGACCGAGACUGCACCUCCGAAAAAACUCACCCCAAGAACGCCGCGUCGAUCCGGACAACCUCAAUCCGAGAGUACAGAACGAAUGAAAAGCUCUGGCAGCCCUCUUAAGUUAUUUGACGCACAUGAUACCUUCACAAGUAACCGCCUGCGAAGACGACUCAGUCAAAUCGAGCUCAAGACGGAAAAGUCUACGUCGAGCACUUCUCAAACAACGAAAACAGAGACAACCAAAGUUGUCCAGAAGCUCUCGGAGCUGACUUCCGUAGAAGAAGCCAGUAUACAGCAAGGAGUCUCAAUAGAAGCUGCGGAACACGCUCCAACCGGCAGGCAAAGAGUGGGUACCUUCGGAGAAGGUGAAUUGAAUAAAUAUCAGUUUUCCGGCGACUUUUCUGCUCUAUCAUCAAACGAGCCAGAGUCCGAGGCUUUGAGCACCCCCAACGAAUCACCUUCGAUAAACGUGGAUCCGCCAGGCAGCCGGCAACCUCUCAAAUUUUACUACGAUGCAUCGCCCAGCUCGAGAGCAACUUCAAGUUCAAAGAGACAGGGUCUAACAAGAGUGACCAAUCCCUUCAGAUCAGUGAGCCAGUAUCAAUCACAUGCUGCAAGGCGCAGCUCUACAGCAGCGGAGCAUGACGUAGCAAAUGAUAGGAUAGUGGCGCAACAUGCGUACGCAGAAGGCAAGCGUGGCCCGACAUCACCUUUCAAAAACCCAACACCCAAACGGCGUAGAACUAUUCAAUCCUUGGGGGGGGAUGAUGACGAAGAAGUCAGCGAAGGUGGAGCAUCGUCGGCGAAGGACUCUCACAGUAUCAAGCAACCACUUAUUGGACGUAAGCGAGAAAAUAGCCAGCAUGAACAGUCUAGCAAUGCCGCAGACCCAGAUGUGUUAGCUCGGCGUCACAUCUUGCGUCCACGGAAUCCGACCCCAAGUCAAAGAAGGCUGGAUAGAAUUCACGACGAGAUAAUUGAAGCCACUGAGGCUUUCAUACACUCGUCGCCCAAGAUGGAAAAGAUCCGGGAGCAUCUAGUUCCCGAAAAGAGCGAUGCUUCCUCCGAGGAAGCUCGUGCGGCUGUCGUUGCCAACGAAGUAGCCGCCUUCAGCGUUAGAAGACACCAAGCCAUGCGGAACGACACAAGGAAGAAGUCUGUUACUACCCAGGAUUUCUUGGAUGAGGCAGUCAAGAUCAUGAACUUUAUCAGAGCCAAAGGAAGGCCAACAAGUGGACUAGGUAGUUUGGAAGAGUCUGAAUCGGAAACACCGCCAACCCAAGAUCCUGACGAAAUCCCUUCAGUUUCUCUUACAUUUGACAGACCACCCAGCCGCGAAGGUCGGUUGUCUGCGUGGAAAGAACCCAACAAGCCUGAGAUGGACUCUACAUUGAUGAACCAUCUUCGCAAAUAUCAAGAGCAGGAUUCGGACGAUGUACUUGGCUCUUCAUUCCGCUCAUUGCGUUUUUCUCGAAUGAGGGGCACGGUACCCACAGAGGAUGAAAGUAUGGUUUUUGAGCAAAACGACAUUCGGAUCACCGAUGAUCCGAAUAGGCACCAUCCUGUAGGCGUCGAUGGACUAGAUUCGCAGCAGAUGACAAACAACACACGACCCGAAACAAGUUCCUCCAUGGGGCAGACUAUUGCCACGAAUGCAUCAAGACGUUCAGAUCACGUAGCCACCUUGGCUCCCGAAGCUGUUGCACAUCUGAUUCCAAAGGAGAUCGCAGGGAUGAGCUUUGACUCUAAGAACAAUUGUUGGGUCCGCCGAAAAAGUGUUUCAAAAGAGCAGCGCCAGGUCGAGGGGCUCAGUGCCACGAACGAGAGCGAGGAUGAUCCAUUUGGCAACAUCCCCGAUCUGUCCGUCGACGAGACCGCCGAGCGCCUUCAGGAUAUAGGUUCGCCUACACGACCACAUGCGACAGCGGAGACGUUCCUAGAGGACACAGAAGACACGGGGAUAAUAAGAGAAGAGGAGCCUGCUCGUCCAACCACUCGAGACGGGAAGGAGAUACCUCUCACGGAAUCCAGCUCUGUGCCUUCGAAGGCUUCUAAUUUCGCCUGGAGCUUCCCGAAGACAGACACAAGAGCCACGUCAUACAGCGAUCAGGCCACCCGUUUUGGCGGCACUCAAAAGACAAACCAGCAACUACCGACAACAUACGCAAUUCCUGAAUCCGAUGAAAACGAAAUAGAGCAUGAGAUCCAGUUCUUUGAAGGACGUGGUUUUACGGAUACGCAAACAAGAAGGAGAGUACGGGAUAUCACGUUCUCUAUUGCAGAACAAAAUGUCACUGGCACAGAAAGACACACGCAGCAGACAGGAGGAAUAUUAAAGCAGCCAUCUCGCCAUUGGAGCACGACCAACCUUCAUCAACAACAAUCAUCGCGGGCAACAGCGUGGAAUCACCAAAGUGCUCAGAGCCUUCCUACCAAACGAAAUGCAAAACGACCAAUCUUUAACGAAGAUGGCGAAGUAUCUAUCCUCGACGAUCUCCCCCCGAGAAACUAUCGAAUGCAGCUUUCUAUGAGUGUUGCUGCACCACCCAUGGCACAGCAAGAUGGCUUCUUGCAUGCGCCGUCCUCACCAAACAAGGCUGACGUUACUUUCAUGCUCAGUGAUUUGCCUGAAUUCACCUUGAACCAAGUUGACGAGUGCGAAGUGCCUGGGAGAGUUGUUAUAAAACACGACGGACACAGGUUCUCCAAAGCUCUUGAAGAUCGAUACGCUCUAGGAACUGCCGAGUUGGUGAAAGCGCUACAAGACGUCGAGCCUGACGAACCUUAUUGGGAAGAUCUCCGCGAGGUUGACCUUCACGACAAGCGUCUUUCCAAUCUGCACCGUUUGGAUGAGUUUUGCCAACGGUUGGAGGAACUCAAUAUCUCGAACAAUGAGAUUGAUCAAGUCAAAGGGAUACCUUGUACUGCGAGGCGAUUACAAGCGCAGAACAACUGUCUAACGACCUUGACAACUUGGUCGACCUUGACGAAUCUUCAAUUUCUUGACAUAUCAAACAACGAUAUUGAUAGCUUAGAUGGACUAAGCAGCCUUAUUCAUCUGCGUACGCUGAGAGCAAAUGAUAACAAGAUUAAAUCUCUGGGUGGCAUUUCCCACCUAGACGGGCUCAUGGAACUCAGCGUGGCAAGGAAUGAGAUUGAUACGGUGGAUUUUACAAAAUCUAACCUUAAAUCGUUGACUGAUCUUGAUCUUCGAGGUAACCGUCUGUAUGAGGUCCGCAACAUCGAUCGUUUGCCACAACUUCAACAUCUCAAUCUUGAUGAUAACCGUAUCGAUGAGUUCCCACACUUUGACAGCUCUGAUGGCCGAUGCAAAACGUUACGAUCUCUCCGACUCUGCGGUAAUGGAACAACCUUGCUAGUCAUUGAUGAUUAUUUUCCAAAGCUCGAAUCGUUGUACGUUGAUCGAAAUUCCUUGACAAGUAUAUGUGGGUUGGAGCAUCUUCGCUAUCUUCGAACAUUCUCCGCGCGAGAGCAAGUUCUGGAGACCGACAUCGACGGGGAAAUAUGCAUCGACAACCUCGUGAGAAAUCUUGAAGUGCGCAACCUCUACCUUUCUUUGAAUCCCACGCGCGGGUUGGAGAUUCCGCAGCAUCUGUUGAAUUUACAGCGGCUCGAACUUUCUUCAAUGGGCCUGACAGAACUACCGAGUGAUUUCGGUCAGCGUACGCCCAAUAUACGUUCGAUCAACCUAAAUUUCAACGCCAUCCAAGACCUUCGGCCACUGUUGAACAUAAAGAGAUUGAGCGAGCUUCUACUCGCUGGCAACAAAUUGGAACGACUGCGGGCGAACGCUAUGGUCUUGGGGAAACUCAAUACCCUGACCAAGCUUGACUGGCGAGACAAUCCUCUCUCUCUACGCUUCUAUCCCUCAGCCUCUGAGAACCGACUUAUGUCUCUCAGACAGAAGCCCUCGGAUGAACAGGUCAACGAUCGCUUCGUCCUUCCUGAUGGAGACGCAGACGCAGACGAACAGUAUCUUCUUCGCUUGGAUGGCGAAACGAGAAUCCGGCGCAGGGUGACGGAGAUGAUGCUGGCUAACCUUUGCGUCAAUCUCCGCGAGCUAGACGGUCUUGCAUUCGACAAAUCGCGCAUCUUGGUCAAAGACGAUGUCUGGAAGCGUCUUCUUGAGCUUGGAGUGAUACAACGCAAGCAGACAGACACCACGAAUGAGAUCACCGAAUCAUGA